AUGGGUGACUACUCGAAAGCACUUGAAUUUUACGAAAAGACACUGGAAAUCGACAAGAAAACUCUGCCUCCAAAUCAUCCCUCAUUGGCUACUUCAUACAACAACAUCGGUGCAGUGUAUAGCGCCAUGGGUGACUACUCGAAAGCACUUGAAUUUUACGAAAAAUCACAUAAAAUCUAUGAAACAGCUCUGCCUCCGAAUCAUCCCAAUUUGGCUACUUCUUACAGCAACAUCGGUGGAGUGUAUAAAUACAUGGGUCACUACUCGAAAGCACUUGAAUUUUACGAAAAAGAUCUCGAAAUCACAAAAAUAGCUCUGCCUCCAAAUCAUCCCUCAUUGGGUACUUCAUACAGUAAAAUCGGUCAAGUGUAUAACGACAUGGGUGACUACUCGAAAGCACUUGAAUUUUACGAAAAAUCACAUAAAAUACGAGAAAUAGCUCUGCCUCCAAAUCAUCCCGAUUUGGCUACUUCAUACAACAACAUCGGUGGAGUGUAUGACGACAUGGGUGACUACUCGAAAGCACUUGAAUUUUACCAAAAAGAUCUCGAAAUCACAAAAAUAGCUCUUCCUCCAAAUCAUCCCGAUUUGGCUACUUCAUACAACAACAUCGGUUUAGUGUAUUCCGCCAUGGGUGACUACUCGAAAGCACUUGAAUUUUACGAAAAAUCACAUAAAAUACGAGAAAUAGCUCUGCCUCCAAAUCAUCCCAAUUUGGCUACUUCAUACAAUAACAUCGGUGGAGUGUAUUACCACAUGGGUGACUACUCGAAAGCACUUGAAUUUUACGAAAAAUCACAUAAAAUCUACGAAACAGCUCUGCCUCCGAAUCAUCCCAAUUUGGCUACUUCAUACAACAACAUCGGUGGAGUGUAUAACAACAUGGGUGACUACUCGAAAGCACUUGAAUUUUACGAAAAAUCACAUAAAAUACGAGAAAUAGCUCUGCCUCCAAAUCAUCCCUCAUUGGCUACUUCAUACAACAACAUCGGUGCAGUGUAUUACCACAUGGGUGACUACUCGAAAGCACUUGAAUUUUACGAAAAAUCACAUAAAAUCUACGAAACAGCUCUGCCUCCAAAUCAUCCCUCAUUGGCUACUUCAUACGGCAACAUCGGUCAAGUGUAUAACUCCAUGGGUGACUACUCGAAAGCACUUGAAUUUUACGAAAAAUCAAUUUAA
Messenger RNA from Rotaria sp. Silwood2, 1182 nucleotides. The record is from the annotation of a GenBank genome assembly. Lineage: Eukaryota; Metazoa; Rotifera; Eurotatoria; Philodinida; Philodinidae.